AUGCGCUCCAAGCCUGCUGCGUCUUCGCUGCAGAAGACAUACGAUGAGUGCUAUCUCUCGUGCUCCACGGCUGUAUACUUUGAGGGCCAGAACAACGAAGAUGAAGCUUUGAGAGCAUGGCGCUCUGCUCUAGACACAAUCUCUUAUCACAACGCCUACCGACUAUCGUCGACUUAUACACCCAAGAACGAAACGGAAAAAGCGCUCCAAGAUUCGAUCCGCCAGCUAGAACUCCAGUGCCGAGAGCGAGUUGAUCUCUUGGAAGCUCUUCGUGAAAGCAGGAAAGAAGCACAGGAGAAGGACAGUCCCACCACGAGCGGUGUCGGACACCGAUUCUUCAAAGGCAAGUCGGUCUCAAAGUCACCUACUUCGAACACACCCGGUUGGAUCGGAGACGGGACGGUACCUCCGGUGGGUUAUACGGACUUAUCUCGACCGCCACCGAUCCCAGGACGUCCAGCACCGGUGACGCAGGCGAGCUCAGAAUCGGUUAUCCAAGACAGCAGCGUUGCGUCUGCGACUAGCUUACCGGCGUUACGAGUUCCAUCGCAUUCGUCCGGCAAAAACCAGUCUCGCAACUCGAGCCCCGAGAAACGGAAGACGAUGCCUACCACUCUGCGCAAGUCGGACGGGCACAAGAAGCACAGCAAGAACAAGGAUACUCUCCGGCGGAAGGAUUUGCGGCCGGCUGCGUCUCAGGCUGCGGGUUUAGCCUGGGGGAACAUCUACCGGCUCCCCUCAGCAUCUGGGAAUCUAGCAAGUGACGCCGCAAUAACGUCCUCGCGGCAAAGUAUCUCCAGUGACUCUGGGUUUCGGAAAGAUUCUGGUCAGUUCAGGUCCCACUCCGGGGAUGAGCUUGUAUCGAAGAAAAGUGCGGCAGACGACUCAGAUGGCCGGGAGCCUCGACCUGUCCGGUCUGCGCGACGGACAAUCAGUAACACAACCCCAGUGCCAACGCUAACAUCAAUUCAUCACUCCCCGGCUGGUGAGGUCCGGCAGCCGUCAGGCAGUCGGAGCAGGACCCUCGCCCAACCAUCGUCGGAGCCUGUUGACAGCCCUCUGAGUAGUGCUAGGCCCUCCGUGAGACCCAAACCUGUUGCGCUCAGAGCUUCACCUCAGGGUCCGCAAUCGAGCAAUAUUGGCCCAACCUCAUUCCCUAUCAGAAAAACGAGACCCGAGACCACAACGAGCAUUUCGGACAACCCACAAAGCAAGGCCACAUCGAGGUCUCGGAUCAACUCCGCGUCGACAGGAAAGCCCGUCUCCCGGACCCAACCUGAGGAUUUGAGUCCCUCCAUGAGGCAACUGGAGAUAUCAGAUAGUUCUACUCGGCGCAAACCACAACCUGCGCAUACAGUUACACCGCCCUCAAGCGAUCAAGAAUCGACAGGCCCGAAGUCGAUAGACGCGGACGAGGAACUAGAGGAAGAAGAUGAAGACGACGACAGUUCCAUUACGGAUAUCAUGAACAAACUGCCCAAGGGCAUUGACCCAAAUGCGGCCCGGCAGAUCCUCAAUGAUAUCGUCGUCCGAGGUGACGAGGUCCACUGGGAUGAUAUUGCCGGACUGGACGCCGCCAAGAAAGCGCUCAAAGAAGCCGUUGUCUACCCGUUCCUUCGCCCGGAUCUUUUCUCUGGGCUUCGGGAACCCGCUCGAGGGAUGCUCUUGUUCGGCCCACCGGGAACAGGUAAGACGAUGCUCGCUCGAGCAGUAGCCACGGAGUCGAAGUCGACCUUCUUCUCUGUCUCCGCAUCAACAUUAACAUCCAAGUGGCACGGCGAGAGCGAGAAGCUCGUUCGAGCACUGUUUGGGCUCGCGAAAGCAUUGGCUCCGUCCAUCAUCUUUGUCGACGAGAUCGACUCGCUCCUUUCGUCGCGCUCCUCCGGAACAGAAAACGAAGCAUCGCGACGAUCGAAGACGGAGUUUCUGAUCCAGUGGUCGGACCUUCAACGAGCAGCAGCCGGCCGUGAGCCAUCAACAAAGAGAGGUGGUGGAGACCCCAGUCGGGUCCUCGUCCUGGCAGCGACCAACGUGCCUUGGGAUAUAGACGAAGCGGCUCGUCGGCGGUUCGUCCGCAGACAGUACAUCCCCCUGCCCGAGCACCAUGUUCGCGACCAACAGCUCCGCAAGCUCCUGAGCCAUCAGGUGCACGAACUGGAUGACGAGGACAUUGAAGUCCUCGUCCAUGUCACAGAGGGCUUCUCCGGCUCCGACAUCACCGCCCUCGCCAAAGACGCCGCCAUGGGUCCCCUCCGCAACCUCGGUGAGGCCCUCCUCCACACCCCCAUGGACCAAAUCCGGCCCAUCCGCUUCCAAGACUUCGAAGCAAGUCUCAAGUCAAUCAGACCCAGCGUCAGUCGCGACGGGCUACGCGAAUACGAGGAGUGGGCCAGGAAAUUCGGCGAACGGGGCGGCUGA
Molecule: messenger RNA, 2418 nt
Organism: Aspergillus lentulus
Lineage: Eukaryota; Fungi; Ascomycota; Eurotiomycetes; Eurotiales; Aspergillaceae
Source: RefSeq, a predicted model, not a curated record